This is a messenger RNA of Tigriopus californicus, 1271 nucleotides long. RefSeq names its product protein HGH1 homolog. Bases 92 to 1180 code for a protein of 362 amino acids. Lineage: Eukaryota; Metazoa; Arthropoda; Copepoda; Harpacticoida; Harpacticidae. The transcript has a single exon. The record is from RefSeq and is a predicted model, not a curated record.
ACGUGGGUUCAACAGCUACUUGGACCUAAAUACAAGAGAAGUUCGAAGUUUGAAGCCAAGUUGUUCGAAUUCAGUUUGGGCCGCUAUCAUCAUGGAAAAGAGUGCCUUGGAGGAAAUGAUUCAAUUUCUGGAGCCUUCGGCCCGUUUGGACGUGAAAUCCAUGGCCUUACAACAUAUCGUGAGUUUAACAGCCACAUCGGAAGGUGUGGCCUUGGUUGAUCAGGUUCCACCACUUUACAAGCAAUUGCUAGCCCUGCUCACCGAUCCCAAAGGCCAAGCUUCGGUGUGCAAAGAUGCUGCUCUGGCCUUUAUCAACCUCACCGGUAGCCAAUCAGUCUGUCACCGAUUAUUGGAUGACCCUCAUUUGGACUUGAUUGCCGCCUUGUGGCAGUGCGUGUCCAAUCCGGAAUCCACGGUGGCCGAUCCCGCUUGCAUGAUUCUGUCCAACUUGACCAUUGACAAAGUGUGUUGUGAUUUGCUCGCCGAAACGCUCAAGGCCAAGGAUAUCACGCUCGAUAAAGUCAUUUACGUGUUCUGUCAAGAAGGCUACAAUCAAGCUUCGGCUAAACUUCAUUACCUGGGUCCCUUUCUGUCCAAUUUGAGUCAAUUGGAAUCGAUUCGAGCGUCAAUUUUAGACCGAACGGGUUGCGUGAUCCAAAGGCUACUGCCUUUCACCGAGUACAAGGCUUCACGGGUCAGACGAGGUGGGAUUGUGGGCACCUUGCGCAAUUGCUGCUUUGAACCGAAGUAUCACGAAUGGCUUUUGUCCGAAGAGGUGGACAUUCUACCCCGAUUAUUGCUACCUUUAGCUGGACCCACCCCUGAGACUUUGGAACCCGAGGACAUUGAGAAACUGCCUAUGGACCUUCAAUACCUGGAUGAGGAUAAGACGUUGGAAGAGGAUCCAGAUAUCCGGAAGAUGCUCUUGGAGGCACUGACCCAAUUGUGUGCCACUCGUAAAUGUCGCGAAAUAAUCCGGGGUCAAAGUGCAUAUUUCAUUUUGAGAGAGUUGCACAAAGUCGAAAAGGACAAAACGGUCCGAUUAGCGUGUGAGAAUCUGGUGGACAUUCUGAUCAAAAAAGAGGAAGAGAUCAAUUUGGACAGUUAUCAUGACGUGGAGGUGCCCAAUGAAAUGGUACCAGAAUUUGAACAAAUGGAUAAGGAAUACUUGAAGGAGUGAUCAAAUGAACUUAGAUUUAUAUAAAUUUAUGCAUAAAAAUAUGCUGCUUUAUUUCAGUUCUUUCACUUGAAGAAUCUGUACACCUCAUCAA